Sphaerulina musiva SO2202 is the source of this 1824-nucleotide messenger RNA. RefSeq lists its product as uncharacterized. The record is from RefSeq and is a predicted model, not a curated record. Bases 22 to 951 code for a protein of 309 amino acids. The transcript has a single exon. Lineage: Eukaryota; Fungi; Ascomycota; Dothideomycetes; Mycosphaerellales; Mycosphaerellaceae.
GUGGGAGCUUCUCGCUUCGAGAUGCCCUUUGAUGCCCCCGACGACGUGCGAGUCGUCAAAAGCGCCUCCAACUCCGCUGCUGUCUCUCCUACCUCGCCUGGCUUCCCUGCUGUUCGCUUCAGCAACUUCAGCAAGCCCUCACGGCACACCAUGACCGACUCGGUCUUCUCCCAGCGCACUACCGAGACUGAGGCCACAUCAGCACCCUCUAUGGCAUCGAGUGAUGAUCCGCGAGAGUCGAAGGAUGACCACAUCCACGUCGUCUCUCCUGACGAUUGGUUUGCACGAUUCCGCUCGGAUGAUGAUCUCGGAGGACUGGUCUCUGACGACUGUCCUGAUCGUGCGACCCUCGCAGCGGUGCAAGACAUCCCCAUCUACGAUGCCGAGGGGAAAGCCAUCCCAUUCGGCUCCCUUCACAAUCCAGCCACAGCGACCCAUCAGCGACAGCUCGUCAUCUUUAUCCGCCACUUCUACUGCGGUGCAUGUCAAGCAUACUUGCAAGCUCUCACCCACAGCAUCACCAUGCGUGACUACUUCUCCAUUCCCAUCCCGACAUCCAUCAUCGUGAUUGGAUGUGGAAAGCCGGAUCUGAUUCCCCACUACAAAACCUUCACAAAUUGUCCUUUUCCCAUGUACGCCGAACCGACGAGAGAACUGUUCAAGAAGCUCGGCAUGACUCCAUCCUUGAAUAUUGGAACGCAACGACCUGAGUAUAUGAGUGACAUUAGCACUGCUUCCUGGGCAGUGGGCCAAUUCAAGACAGUGAAUGACAGUUUGAAGGAUCCUGAUGGAAUCAGAAAGCGAGACAUCAUUCGCGGUGGCAACCCUUUCCAGAUUGGUGGCGAAUUCCUCUUCGAUGAUGGGGCGGUCAUCUGGUGCCAUCGUAUGAAGAAUUACCGAAAUCAUGCCGAGAUCAAGGUGCUGAGGAGGUUGCUGGAGCUUGAUGAGUGACAAUCAACUCCUCCCCCGAAAGCAGCCGAGAUUCACGACUCGGCCGGGGGAGGGGAUGAUGACGAUUAUAGCAGAGUCGCUUCCGUGAUUUCUGGCUAUGGCAGUAUGACGAGUUUGCAAGAUGAUGAUGCCAGGUCAGGACGGACCUUGACACCGAGACCAGCGAGCAGACCUGGUUGACACAUCAGCAAUAACAUGUCGCCGCUGCACCCUACCGCCUCUGCUGCAGCAGCAGGCUGUGUGAGGGCACCGCCGAACGCAUGUGUACAUCGCUGACGUCUCCGGCGCCGGGCCAGGCUCGCCAAAUUUCUAAGGGCCCAUCGAGACGAACGUGAGGAACGACAGAUGACGUGUCACAUGACAAUCGGAUUGCAGUCGCACUGAUGAAGUGAAAUUGAUAACUUGUCAACACGAUCGAAACGUUGUCAUACUUUGAACGCGAGACGACACGACAUCAAGGUGGAAGAAGUUGUCCACCAACGCCGAGGUUACACGAUUGGAAACAGAAAUGGAUCAACUCGGCCCAGGCACCGCCAAGCAACGCAGAAGACUGGACGCUUCUGUGAGAAGGGGGCAAUGCACAAGACACACAGCAUGCAAGACACGUUCUUCAGGAGGAAGACGAAUGAUGUCCAUGAGUAUCCUGGAAGGAUGAAACGCCAACACACUUGACAACAGGAAAUCCAGGAGAAAGCAAUACCCACAGGCUGGGAAUCCAAACAGCAUCAACAUCAACAUCGAAGAUUGUUGAUAACAAGAAGAACGAAACGCAGCGGUCUGCAUCGCUACCAUCUAUCUAUUCAUAGCUGCUUAUACAAAGUACAUGUCGUACAACAUGUAUGUACAUAAUGUUUUUAAAUAAACUUCUUCUCG